AUGAUCGGUGCUAGGUCUCUGUACGUUCUAAUCUACAAACUAUUUUUUAAACAGUAUGCGUUCGAUCCAGUGAUUAUAGAGCUCGAGGAAAAGGAGAACAAAGAGAAAUGUAAUUCUUUAGACGAAGUCCUGGGCACCCUUAGCAUGACCAGUUUGAUGUAUUCUUUGUAUUGUCAUCAUAAAUAUCACGUCCUCGGUGCUUUUGUUAUAACAAAUUUGACGGUUCUCGAUAUAAUGAAAUUAUGGAAGACGACAACGACAGAAUCACAAGUAUUAGAAAUUGAUACUUCAGAGAUUUAUUAUACUUCUAUGGAAGCAAUGAUGUAUAUGUCUAAAAGUGCUAUAUUCAUGGGGGUGCUUAUUAGUGGAUACUUUGCAUAUUCAGUAGGUAACAACUAUGCACUAGUGGCUAAUUAUCCUUACCUGCUGACCACUUGGGCGCUAACUCCAGAAGGAUUCUAUCAAGGAUGGACGAUACAACGAACGAUUAACGAUUACAUGAUGAUGGCUUAUGUCAUUUGUAUGACAGAAGCACUCCGACAAACACCUAGACCGUGA
This is a messenger RNA of Dufourea novaeangliae, 558 nucleotides long. RefSeq lists its product as uncharacterized. The transcript is spliced from 4 exons. The record is from RefSeq and is a predicted model, not a curated record. The coding region runs from base 1 to 558 and encodes 185 amino acids. NCBI's taxonomy places the organism in Eukaryota, Metazoa, Arthropoda, Insecta, Hymenoptera, Halictidae.